AUGGACAGCUGCGGCUAUGUGCAAAUGCAGUGUGUCACCCUUCCGGCUGUGGCGUCGAGGAAAGCCUCCAUGAGACUGAGCGAAUGUCAGCCUUCAAAGUCAGCCAUGUCCCUGGCCUGGCUGAAACGCUUCGCCGACAAGCACCGGCUACUGCAGCGCGGCCUUACAGCAGCACAGCUGAUCACAGAGCAUAUCAUACCCCGUACGGCAUAUAACAAAUGCGCUUUAACGGCGCUACUGCUUACCACAGCGGACGCCUCAGAGCGCGCUGCAGUUUCCCAGGGCCGCCCCUAUUUUUUCGUCAUCCAUGCCCGUUCACGGCCCUUUGCGGAGACCCUCGCCAGCCUGUGUCACCAUUUCGAACCAGAGCAGCAGCGACUUUGGCGGCGGCGGGCAGACGGUGAGGCGCUGCCGGCGCUCUCUGACGAUGACAUUUUCCUCUGGCUCGACGUCUUCGCCACGAAUCACCACAUAGAGCCAGGGGAGCACUCCUCAGCGCUAGCGGUGUUGCAGGAGGCCCUGGCGGAAGCAGAGGAGGCGCUGCUCGUCAUGGACCCGUACAGCACUGUCCUGCAGCGGAUGUGGUGCAUGUACGAGGCAUGGCAGGCGUGCCGGUCCGGGCCCGGCAGGCUGAGGCUGCUGGCGGGUGACGUUGGGCACCAUCAACUGCGGGAGGCCUUCACGGGACUCGACGUUAGCCGGGCACAGGCCACCAGCAAUGACGACCGCGUGCUGCUGCUGGACGUCAUCAAGCUCACGUCCGGCUGCGCCUCCCUGGACCUCGUGACCCGGGAGCUCAAGAACGGCCUCGUUGGCGCCGCGCUGGCUCAGCUGCCCGCGUCCGCGCCUGCCGCCACUUCCACCGAGUCCACCGACGACCAGGACGACGACGACACCAGCAUCGUUCAGUCAUUCAACGCCACUACGGAAGAGAACGGCGGCAGCAGUGUUCCCUGGAGCGAUGAUCUGGGUCGGAAGCUCUUCCUGGCGGCCACCAUGUGUCAUCUGAACGGCUGGUUGAACAAUGCCCGGACGCUGUACGAGCGGUCCCUGGCCGGCCGCGAGCGGGCUUUGGGCCCCACUCACCCGGACACACUGGCCGCCAUUCACGGCCUGGCCGGGCUGCUGGAGGCGCAGGGGCGCUACGCGGAUUCGGAGCCGCUGUACCGGCGGGUACUGGCGGGGCGGGAGGCGGUGCUGGGGCCAGAUCAUCCGGACACGCUGGCGACGGCGGCAGGCUUCUCUUCGCUGCUUAAAGCGCAGGGCAAGUACUGCCGUGCGGAGCAGCUGGCGCGGCGGGCACUGGAGGGCCGGCAACGAGUGCUGGGGAAUGAGAAUGAGGAGACGCUGGCGUCAGUGCACUCUCUGGCGGUGCUGCUGCAGCUGGAGGGCAAGAAUGCCGAGGCAGAGGCGCUGCACCGGCGGGCACUGGAGGGCUACGAGCGCGUCCUGGGGCCCGACCACCCGUGCACGCUGUGCUCGGUUGGCAACCUGGCGAGCCUGUACGAGGCGCAGGGGGAGUACAGUGCAGCGGAGCCGCUGUACCGGCGCAGCCUGGCAUGCAGCGAGCGGUUGCUGGGCCGCGACGACCCGCGCACGCUGGGGCCCCUCAACAGCCUGUCGGCGCUGCUUGAUGCGUUGGGAAGGUGGGACGAGGCGGAGCCGCUGUACCGGCGGGCGGCCGCGACAAGCGAGCGGGUGCUCGGACGAGACCAUCAUGACACCUUCAGAGCAGUGAACAACUUGGCGGGGGUGCUGAAGGCACAAGGGAAAUACGCGGAGGCGGAACCGCUGCUGACCCUAGCUCUAGAGGGCAGGGAGACGCUGCUGGGCCCGCAGCACCCGGAAACGUACGCAUGCGUGAACAGCCUCGCGGGUUUGCUCAAAGCGCGUGCCAAGUACGAACAAGCUGUCGUACUGUACGAGCGCGCUUUGGCUGGCCGCGAGGCGACGCUGGGCCCGGAGCAUCCUGAAUCGCUGGCAUCACGCAGCGAGCUGGCAGCGGUGCUGGUGCGCCUGGGCCGGUACACGGAGGCGGAGGCGAUGGCGGCACGGGCGCUGGAGGGGCGGGAGCGUGGCUCUGGGCCGAAGAGCCCGGAUGCGUUGGCGUCGGUGGACGUGCUGGCGUCAGUGCUGAUGGCACGUGGCAAGUACGAUGCGGCGGAGCCGCUUUUCCGCCGGGUGUUGGAGGGGAGGGAGCGGGCGCUGGGACAGGAUCACCCCGAUACCCUGAACUCGAUGUGCAGCCUGGCCGGGCUGCUGAAGGCGCAGGGACGCUUCCGUCAGGCGGAACCGCUGUACUCGCGAGCGCUGGCGGCCCAGGAGCGGCUCCUGGGUCCGCAGCACCCGGAGACGCUAGCCUCGAUGCACGGCCUGGCGGCGCUCGCUAGGGCGCAUGGCACAUAUGGCAAUGCGGAGCGUCUGGCGCGGCGGGCGCUGUACGGCAGGGAGGUGGCGUUGGGUGUUGACCACCCGGAGACGCUGGCGUCCGCGUGUGUGCUCGCUGGUGUGUUGAAAGCUCGCGGUCGGUACGACGAUGCGGCGCCGCUGUACGAGCGCGCGUUGGAGGGCCGGGUGCGGCUGCUGGGCGCUAAUCACCCGGACACGCUCACGUCACGUUAUUUGCUAGCAGGUCUGCGCAAGGCGCAGGGCCGCUACGGCGAUGCGGACGCGAUGCAUCGGGCGGUAUUGGAGCAACGAGAGGCCGUGCUGGGAGCCCGUCAUCCCGACACGCUCAGCUCUGUGAGCGCGCUGGCGGGUGUGCUGACAGCCGCGGGUCAUGGUCUGGAGGCCGCCCCGCUGCUGCGGCGCGCACUAGAGGGCCGCGAGCGCGUGCUGGGACCCGACCACCCCGAUACACUGCAUUCCGUCGCAGCCUUUGCGGGCCUGAUGCGAUGGAGGGGAAUGUACGACAUGGCGGACGCGUGGUGCGUGCGCGCGCUGCAAGCCCGGCAGCGGUUGCUUGGCGCCGAUCACCCGGACACGCUCGCGUCGCUCAACAACCUUGCCGUACUGCUGCGCUGCCAAGGAAAGUACGACAAGGCUGAGCAGGCUUGUCGCCGGGCGCUGGAAGCCCGUGAACGGGUGCUUGGUCCCGAUCACCCGGACACGCUCUCCUCAGUGAACACGCUUGCGGGGGUGGCGAGGUGCCUUAGCCGGUACGAUGAAGCCGAGGCGCUUUGGCUGCGAGCCCUAGAGGGUCGGCGGCGAGUGCUGGGGCGGUCUCACCCCGACACGGCGGCGGUGGAGAGGGUUCUAGAGGGCCUUGCUCGGCUGCGGCGGUGCUGCGGCUUGACGGAGGCCCUGACUCCGUCGUUCCAGGGUGGGAAGGAGUCAGGGCGGCUUGCCGGGAAGGGCAUGAGCGAAAGCACCGGCACCAGCGCCAGUGUCAGCGUCAUCGGCAGCGGCACCAACGCAAACGCUGGCAGCAAAUGUGGCUGUGUUGCGGUCUUGAAGGUCAAGGUCACGGCGGCGGCGGCGACGGCGGAGUGCGCGACACACGCGGACCACGAGCCGGACCAGGCCCCGACUGGCACGCAUGACCGCGGGCCGAAUCAUGGUUGUGGUUGGUGCAGAGGGCUGCUGGGGAUAUUUGGGUCGCACGCCAAGGUAAUGCCCACGGAAUUUUAGGUACACGACCAACCGGGCCGGG
Volvox carteri f. nagariensis is the source of this 3652-nucleotide messenger RNA. Its product is annotated as kinesin-like protein with TPR domains. The transcript is spliced from 4 exons. Gene Ontology annotation, molecular function: kinesin binding. Gene Ontology annotation, biological process: microtubule-based movement. Gene Ontology annotation, cellular component: membrane-bounded organelle; kinesin complex; cytoplasm. NCBI's taxonomy places the organism in Eukaryota, Viridiplantae, Chlorophyta, Chlorophyceae, Chlamydomonadales, Volvocaceae. The record is from RefSeq and is a predicted model, not a curated record. Bases 1 to 3630 code for a protein of 1209 amino acids.